AUGAGGAGGCUUGACGCUGGCUCAGCAAAGCACCCACCACACCUACAUCCGCAAAGUGACACCCUGAACACACCAGCAGCACCAGCAGCAGCAGCAGCAACAGCAGCAGCAGCAGCAGCAGCAGCAGCAGCAGCAGCACACCAGCAGCACCAGCAGCAGCAGCAGCAACAGCAGCAGCAGCAGCAGCAGCAGCAGCAGCAGCAGCAGGAGGAGGAGGAGGAGGAGUGGUGGUAG
Molecule: messenger RNA, 234 nt
Organism: Eimeria mitis
Lineage: Eukaryota; Apicomplexa; Conoidasida; Eucoccidiorida; Eimeriidae
Source: RefSeq, a predicted model, not a curated record